Molecule: messenger RNA, 2128 nt
Organism: Arachis duranensis
Lineage: Eukaryota; Viridiplantae; Streptophyta; Magnoliopsida; Fabales; Fabaceae
Product: dynamin-related protein 5A
Exons: 15
Coding region: 106-1938 (610 amino acids)
Biological process (GO): receptor-mediated endocytosis
Cellular component (GO): plasma membrane; cytoplasm; microtubule
Molecular function (GO): GTP binding; GTPase activity; microtubule binding
Source: RefSeq, a predicted model, not a curated record
CGUUGUUUUAUUACAAUAACACGCACGCAUCCAUCAUCCUCUGUGGAAGCUGAAGUGAAACCACGCAGUAUAGUUGAUAACCCACAGAAUUGAGAAUUGAAGUAAAUGGAGAACCUAAUAUCUUUGGUGAACAAAAUACAGAGAGCAUGCACCGCUUUAGGUGACUACGGCGAAGCUACUGCCCUCCCUACUCUCUGGGACUCUCUUCCCGCCAUCGCGGUCGUCGGUGGCCAGAGCUCCGGGAAGUCCUCUGUCUUAGAGAGCAUUGUUGGCAAGGAUUUCUUACCCAGAGGAUCCGGGAUCGUUACUCGGCGACCGCUUGUGUUGCAGCUGCACAAAGGUGAAGAGGGAAGCAAAGAGUACGCUGAGUUUCUUCAUCUUCCCAGGAAGAGGUUCACUGAUUUCGCUGCUGUGAGGAAGGAGAUUCAAGAUGAAACUGAUAGGGAGACUGGAAAAACUAAACAGAUUUCAAGCGUACCAAUUCAUCUUAGUAUAUAUUCUCCCUUUGUUGUUAACUUGACACUCAUCGAUCUUCCUGGCCUUACAAAGGUAGCUGUAGAGGGUCAACCAGAUAGUAUUGUGCAAGACAUUGAGAAUAUGGUUCGCUCUUACAUCGAGAAGCCAAACUGUAUAAUUUUGGCUAUUUCACCAGCCAAUCAAGAUCUUGCAACAUCCGAUGCAAUCAAAAUUUCCCGUGAAGUGGAUCCCACUGGAGAAAGGACAUUUGGUGUGUUGACCAAGAUUGAUCUUAUGGAUAAGGGUACUGAUGCUGUUGAGAUGCUGGAGGGGAGAGCUUUUAGGUUGAAGUAUCCCUGGAUUGGUGUUGUCAACAGAUCACAAGCAGAUAUUAACAAGAAUGUUGACAUGAUUGCUUCCAGGCGUAGAGAACGUGAAUACUUUUCUAGUACCCCUGAAUACAAACAUCUUGCUCACAGAAUGGGUUCCGAGUAUCUUGCAAAAGUGCUUUCAAAGCAUUUGGAAGCAGUGAUCAAGUCCAAAAUUCCAGGCAUUCAAUCUCUUAUUAGUAAAACCAUUGCUGAACUUGAAGCUGAAUUGAGCCGUUUGGGAAAGCCUAUUGCAGCUGAUGACGGGGGAAAGUUGUAUGCAAUCAUGGAAAUAUGCCGCUCAUUUGAUCAAAUAUUUAAAGAGCAUCUUGAUGGCGUGCGGCCUGGAGGGGAUAGAAUUUACAAUGUCUUUGACAAUCAGCUCCCUGCUGCUUUAAAAAGGUUGCAGUUUGAUAAGCAGCUAUCAAUGGAAAAUAUAAAGAAACUCAUUACGGAAGCUGAUGGAUAUCAACCUCAUCUAAUAGCUCCAGAACAAGGAUACCGUCGCCUCAUUGAAUCUUCUUUAAUUACUAUCAAGGGACCAGCUGAGGCAGCUGUAGACGCGGUUCAUUCCCUUUUAAAAGACCUUGUUCACAAAUCUAUUAGUGAGACUCUGGACUUGAAGCAAUAUCCUAGUCUUCGCGCUGAGGUGGGGAAUGCAGCUAUUGAUUCCCUAGAAAAAAUGAGGGAUGAAAGCAAGAAAGCAACACUACAGCUCGUUGAUAUGGAGUGUGGCUAUUUGACUGUUGAUUUCUUUCGAAAGCUUCCUCAAGAUAUUGAUAAGGGUGGCAAUCCUACACACUCAAUCUUUGAUAGAUAUAAUGAUUCAUACCUGAGGCGAAUCGGGAGCAAUGUUUUGUCCUACGUUGGUAUGGUUUGUGCGACUCUACGGCAUUUGAUUCCCAAGUCAAUUGUCCAUUGUCAAGUGCGAGAAGCCAAACGAAGCCUACUUGAUCACUUCUUCACCGAGCUAGGCAAGAUUGAGCCUAAGCGUCUGUCUUCAUUGCUGAAUGAGGAUCCUGCAGUCAUGGAAAGAAGAAGUGCCCUCAGAAAGAGGCUUGAGUUAUACCGAAGUGCACAAGCGGAAAUUGAUUCAGUUGCUUGGUCCAAGUAGAUGUCAGAUGUGUAUGGAUGUGUAUAUAAUAUGUAUAUGUAUAUGUUCGAGUAUAAUACUUCUUCAAGUUUGUUCUUGACUCUUUCAGACAUCUCUUUUACUUGUUCUUUUGGGCUUCGAGUUGUCCUUAAAAUUUCCUAUGAAUUGUAUUGUGACUUUAUAUUUCAUCAAUGCAAGUGGUUUAACAUUC